AUGACUGAACUCCUAUGGCGCAGUCGGGGAGCUACGACGCUUUUGUCAUCCCUUCGCUGUCCCCGCAGCUAUUCAACUCAUCACGCUGCCAGAUUACCCAGCUGCAACCCCAUAUUACCUAUUGGUAGACACCAAACAGAUAACCCAUCAUUGCGAAGCCAGCAUUCUUCGAACUAUAAGCCCACUCCCUCAAUCCCCCGCCCAACACCAGGGCAGCGCAUCCCACGACCAUACCUCCCCCAAUCGAGACACCACCACACUUCACGUGCAAACAACAACGAUGAAUUCUCCGGCACCAACAACAACACCACCAAACCCAUCUCCCUCCCCACAACCCCGGAUCCCGACCUCCCACACCUCAACGCCUCGCAAAACGUGCACAUGACCAAAAUCACCGAAAAGCCCAUAACCUCCCGCCUCGCUACAGCAACCUGUCACAUCCAGUUCUCCAAUCCGCGGCCCUGGGAGAUCCUGCGCGACGGCGGAAUGACCAAAAAGGGUGAUGUAUUCAGUGUAGCGCGCAUCGCGGGGAUUAUGGCUGCGAAGAGGACACCGGAUAUUAUUCCCCUGUGUCAUCCGGGGAUAGGGAUCACGGGGGUGGAGGUGGAUGUGGAGUUGGUUGGGCCGGAGACUGCGUCGGCUAAGCAUGGUGAUGAUAGCGGUAAGUGGGAUUUAGGGCAUGGGGGAAUGAGGGUCGUGGCUAGUGUGAGUUGUGAGGGACGGACGGGGGUGGAGAUGGAGGCUAUGACGGCGACAAUGGGGGCGGCGUUGACGGUAUAUGAUAUGCUGAAGGCGGUGGAUAAGGGGAUGGUAGUUGAGGGGGUGAGAUUGUUGGAGAAGAAGGGGGGCAAGAGUGGGCAUUGGGUUAGGGAAGAUACUAUUGAUAGUAGUAGAGGUGGUUCUGAAAAUUGA
Aspergillus vadensis CBS 113365 is the source of this 912-nucleotide messenger RNA. Its product is annotated as cyclic pyranopterin monophosphate synthase MoaC. Gene Ontology annotation, biological process: Mo-molybdopterin cofactor biosynthetic process. Bases 1 to 912 code for a protein of 303 amino acids. The record is from RefSeq and is a predicted model, not a curated record. The transcript is spliced from 2 exons. NCBI's taxonomy places the organism in Eukaryota, Fungi, Ascomycota, Eurotiomycetes, Eurotiales, Aspergillaceae.